This is a messenger RNA of Plasmodium vivax (malaria parasite P. vivax), 1650 nucleotides long. RefSeq lists its product as hypothetical. Lineage: Eukaryota; Apicomplexa; Aconoidasida; Haemosporida; Plasmodiidae. The record is from RefSeq and is a predicted model, not a curated record. The coding region runs from base 532 to 1650 and encodes 372 amino acids. The transcript has 11 exons.
AUAAAAAUUUGCGCAAACCGUGUGACUUAGCAAAUAUGAAAGGAGAAAACUCCCCAUAAGGAGUAGCCCACCCGAAUGGCCUAAACCAGUUGCAUAGCUCACAGCCGACCUUUCUCAUCAGCAAUUACUAUAUGAUGUAUAGCGAUAAGAAGAGCUGGGACUAGGAAGAAGAAAAAAAAAAAAAAAAUAGCAGUGUAUAGCGCCCCAGUUGAUAGUGGGGAAAGCCGACCGCCGCUAAAAGGAGUGAAGCACUAGCGGGGCCAGCAGGAGUGGAAGCAGAAGCAGAAGCAGAGGCAGAAGCAGACGUGGAGCAGCAGCAGACGUGGCAGUACCAGCAUACGUGGAGGCAGCAGCAGGGGAGCUCACCCGGCACCCAAACCACCAGCAGCCCUGGUGACACGAACCAAACCAAGAAAAGCAAAAACACGCGGAAGGCAACAAUUGAUGUUCCGGAAGCGCAUCAUCAUACACCUUUAUCCCAGCAGUAAAUAUCGAAAAUGAUUUUUAGGUGAGCGUCAUUUGGAAAAAAAAAUGAGAAUAAAUUUCUUCAAAGAAAAAAACAAGAUUAAAUUGAAUAAGAAUUUAGACCUAGACUCAGACAAUGCUUUUUCUAAUGCCAACCCGGAAUCGAAUAACUACCUGACGGCCAACAGUGACAAUGAAUAUGACCACUACGGGUUCGAGAAGAACAAAGAAUACCCAGCCGAAUCUACUACAGAUAAACGGGCACUAGAGAAGCACAAGAAAAAAAUUGAAAAGAGGUGGCAGUUAUACUUUACCUUCAAAAGGGACAUAAAAAAAAGUUACUACCUGAAAACGCUAAUUAGAAAGGGCAUUCCGGACAAGCUCAGACCGGACAUAUGGCCGUACCUGUUAGAUAGCAUGGUGCUGUACCUGAAGUAUCCCACCAUAUAUGAAAAAUGCCUGAACAGUGAACUCGAGGCAAAAGUUCUCAGUCAAAUUGAGUUGGACAUAAUCCGAACCUUCCCACAUAACAAAAACUACCGGAUGAACUCCCCCGGGUUAAUUCAGCUGAGGAACGUCCUGCACGCCUUUGCUGUUUAUAAGCCAAAAAUAAAUUACUGCCAGAGCAUGAAUUUCAUCGCCGCCAUCGCGCUAAUAUUUUUGAAAGAAGAAUUAGCCUUUUGGUCAAUCGUCCAGCUAAUCGAUUCGGAUUAUUCCCACGAAAAAAUUAACAUCAGCGAUUACUAUAACAACGAAAUGAGGGGGCUCCGCAGGGACAUUAUCGUCAUAGAAGAAUUGAUACGAACGAAGUUGCCGGAUGUGCACUUGCGUUUAAAAGAAUUCGACGUUGACCUUUCCUGGAUUUGUUCCGAGUGGCUGUUGUGCUUAUUUUGCACGGCCUUUCCGAUCACCACGACGCUACGCAUAUGGGACUGCCUCUUCUACGAAGGAGACAAAAUUAUCUUCAGAAUCACCUUGGCCUUGUUUAAAAUGAAUCAGGAGAAAUUAAUUGAAUUAAAUUCAUUAGAGUCCAUCCUAUUAUUAUUUAAGGAGACAACCAAAAAUAUGGUCGAAUGCGACAAACUGAUGUACAUCGCUUUCAACGAAAUAGGUGUGCUGAAAAAAAAAAACAUAAAAAAGUUGAGGGCGAAAGCUGAAGGCAUCAUAAAAAGUGGCGUAACAUAA